Vigna unguiculata (cowpea) is the source of this 1046-nucleotide messenger RNA. RefSeq names its product modifier of snc1,4 (gene MOS4). Gene Ontology annotation, biological process: mRNA processing. The record is from RefSeq and is a predicted model, not a curated record. Gene Ontology annotation, cellular component: precatalytic spliceosome; Prp19 complex; catalytic step 2 spliceosome. Lineage: Eukaryota; Viridiplantae; Streptophyta; Magnoliopsida; Fabales; Fabaceae.
GUGUUACUACUGAUUAGAGGCGCGCGUAGAGGAAAACCUUUUCCCUGUGUCUCUUCAUCUCUCUCUUUUUGUGGUUUGCAGAAAACAGCGAAAGCAACCAUGGCGGAACAAAGCAACGGGGAAGUUCUAAUGCUGGAAGCGCCACCGUCUUACGGUAAACCUACCAGCUCGGACGCCGAAAUUAUCGACGCAUUGCCUUACAUCGACGACGACUACGCCGACCCCAGAGUCAAACUCGAGGUUGACCGUCUUGUCGAGGAUGAGAUGCGCCGCAGCUCUAAGAAACCCACAGAUUUCCUCAAAGAUUUCCCUCCUCUUCCCAGCUCCAAUUUCGAGAACUACCCGAUGAUUGCAAGAGAGUACGAACGCGUGAGAGCUGGAAGGCCUCCCGUUGCUCUUGAUAGGUCGCGCUACGAAUUGGAAAUGCCGCCGGCGAAUAAAAGGAACGAUGAAACUGCUUGGAAGCAGGCUCUUCUUAGGGCUCAACGCCUACUGCAGUACCAGAUGAUGAGGAUGGAAAAUUUGGAUUUGAUGUUAAAAUACGGCCCUGAUACAUGGAAACUACACAACCAGCGAUUGGAAGUAUACUUAUCAAGAAUGCAGAAAUUAGCACAAGAACAAAAUGAAAAGAUUGAAAAAGUAAAUCGUGAAAGGAAAUAUCAUCAGCAAAACACUGCAUAUGAGCUUAAUGCAUUGUCCAUGCAAUGGAAGGAACUCUGUCAUAAGAAUAUAGAUAUCAAUGCUGCUUGUGCUUCAGUUGUAAACAGCAUAAAUGAACUGAAAAGUGAAGCAGCAGAAAGAGGCUGGAACUUGGAAGCUAUGACAGAAAAUGGUCAACUGGCGAAUUCCGAAUUAUGAGAUUCGUAUGUCCUCAUCUAGUUAUGUAUCUGUAAGGAAUUUGUUCAGCUCUAAACUUGACUUUAACUGUUAUUGUACCUUUUAACGUUUAGUUCGAUAUUAUGAAAAAGUUACACACGCUCUCACCCCAAAACGAUAAUGAUGAAAUGUUUUUAUAAAGGAAACCUGUGUUUUUUUUGGGGCUUCAA